AUUUAAACAGAAAGAAAAUGCCUAAGAAAGAAGGAGGCCAGAUCACCUCGAAAGACAUUCAGGGAAUGAUUUCCAAGUGGGCGUCUAUCCCAUUCGGAAUUGUCGUUGUUCUUGUUGCAGGAGGAGCGCUUAAUCUUGUUCCAUACUUCCUCGAUCUCAAGGACAAGCUAGGAUUCGAGCCCAUCCACCAGGAGUUCAUCAGGUGGGGAGUCCUCUUCGGCUACUUCGGAGGUUUGUUGGCCGGACCAAUAGUCGACAUCAUCGGAACAACAAUAUCAUUCUUGAUUGCUGCCGUUAUUGCAGGAGCUGGAUUUGUAGGUCUUGCUUUUUAUACUGACUCCUCCAACGUUAAUACUUUCAAUUCCAUUGUGAUAGUCUCUUUGGUUUUACUAGUAUCAUUCUCUUGUGCUAUUGCUACUAUUGCUUCAAUUGCUACAGUCAUCAAGAAUUUCUCAAGAAACGUUGGAGCUUUGAUUGCAGCCGUUAUGAUCUCAUAUUAUUAUGCUGCUCAAUACUUUGACACUAGCAUCAGGAAUGGAUACUUCGAAGACUUGGAUCUGAAAGUGAAUAUGCUUGUCUCAGGGGGAAUCCAUUUCUUAGUUUAUGUUUUAGCUUCAUUCAUUGUUGAUGAGAAUGAACAAUCCAGAGAACUCAAGAGAGCUUCCUCUAUCACUGAUAGACUUGGAAUUUUCAUCUAUGCUGCCAUUGCCGGAUGUUUCCUUGCUGUAGUUUAUUUCACUUGUAUCAUUGCUGAACAAUAUCAACUCUCUAUUGUUCUCAUGAGUGUGAUUAUCCUUGCUAACUUCGUAGCUCUUGCUUUUACAGUCCAAGCUAUGAUUGGUCAAAUCGAAAAUAAUGAUCUUUCCGGCAUUAGAGAUGAGCCAAUGCCUCCAAAGAAAAACUUCGCUCAGAUGCUAGCUGAGGGAAGGUAUUGGUUCUUGCUUAUUGGAACUUUCAUUGUCAUUGGUACAGGAUCAACUUACUUUAUUAAUGCUUCAGAUGUUGCUACAGCAGUUGGAAAUGCAGAUCUUGCAGAUAAGGUCGACUAUGCUUAUUGGAUUAGCGCAGUUUCCGCUAUUCUUGGAGGUGGUAUGGUUGCCGCUCUAUUUAAUCAAUUUAUUAAUGCUUGGCUCUUUGCUGCUAUUGCUGCCUUUGCUUCCAUGGCUGGAUUUGCAUUAGUAUUUUUGUCACAGACUAAUGAUUUCUUCUAUUACCUCUCUGCCUUCUUUAUUGGAGCUGGAACAGGAGGAUGGUGGGUCGUUGUUCCUCAGAUCAUUCUUGAUGAUGCUGGACCAAAAUCAUUUGAAAGUUUGUGGGGAAUGACUCUUAGUGUCAAUUCCUUUGGUAUGUUUGUAUUUGACAGAUUCUUUUGGUGGGUGAGUGAAAAGACUGAGCCAACAAAGCCAGGAAACUGCGAUGGAACAUCAUGUUAUCUGAUUACGUUCGUAGCAUUCGGAGCCUUAUGUAUGAUAGCGGGUAUUUUAUGUCUUGUUGGAUUAAGCCAAGAUGAAGGAACUGGUGGAGAUAAUGAUGAAAAAAGACCUCUCAAAAGCUCAGAUGCUAAUUCAUCAGGAAGAAGAUCUAGAUCAGGAAAGAAAGACAAGGGAGACAAGAAGUCUAAGAAAUCUUCAUCCAAGAAAAAGUCAAAAUCAAAAUCAAAAGCCAAGAGAUAAAUAAGAUAUAU
Molecule: messenger RNA, 1684 nt
Organism: Moneuplotes crassus
Lineage: Eukaryota; Ciliophora; Spirotrichea; Euplotida; Euplotidae
Source: the annotation of a GenBank genome assembly